AUGCCUCCUCGACUACAAUGUUUAAACGCCGCGCGCAAUGCGGUCUCAUCGCCAUUCCUCGGAAUGCGAUUUUCAACCAGUAGAAUUUUGGCUGCUGAACUUCCUCCAAGAUCUGAUGCACCUCCCUCAGAAAUGAGAGGUUACGAUAGUCUGAUGUCUCUUGUGAACAAAGCUCAAGAGAAGGGCAACGAGCGACGUAGGGCAUUAGCAGCCAAUUCUAGGGUGCAGCAAACUGCGGCUCAGGAAUACGAAGACAAUGUUUCGAGAUCAGCUCUGACAAAACAAAUACAUAGAAGGUGGAGAGCUGGAGAUGUGUAUGCGCCGCAUGAUUUGAGCGGAAUAGAAAUGGCGAAAUGGAAAAAGAGGGGAAAGGUUACAAGGGAUGUUUUUGAUGUGGUUGCUUUUGAUCCUAUAGCUACGGGGAGUUACAAGAAUUUCUCAAUCAUGUCAGAAUAUGUAACACCGAUGGGAAGGAUUAGAGGAAGUAAGGAAACAGGGUUAAGACCAGUUAAUCAGAGAAAGAUUGCAAAGUCAAUUAGGAGGUCUAUUGGUUUGGGUAUGAUGCCGAGUGUGCAUAGACAUCCAGAGGUCCUUUACAAAGCGAGGGAGAAGGAUGAGAUGAACGAUAAUUACAAACGAGGUACAUUGGUGUAGGGUAUUUGCAGGGUGGCAGAAAUGAAGGAAUGUAUGAUAUAUGUCGACUUGGUCGCAAACAUGCGCCCGGCGGAUUGGAGUUGGCCGCAAUGAUAUCAAAUUUAAGUAUACAUCAAUUGUGGUCACGGAAUACGCAGCAUCAGCCAAAUUAGGAGGCCCAUUUCCGUGAAGUUACUAUCAUGCCAUCAGCUGUUUGAUGUUACCACUGGCGAAGUUGCCCCUGUCACGCUGAAUUCUUCAAGUCGAAGAGUAUGCUUUGGCAGGGGGGGGCUAAACUCCUUCAUACAUUAUGAGAGCUGUGGAGACGCGUUCUGAUGGAUAUAUAUACAAAUUCAAUAAUGAUUUAACAAA
Botrytis byssoidea is the source of this 1005-nucleotide messenger RNA. RefSeq lists its product as uncharacterized. The record is from RefSeq and is a predicted model, not a curated record. The transcript is spliced from 3 exons. NCBI's taxonomy places the organism in Eukaryota, Fungi, Ascomycota, Leotiomycetes, Helotiales, Sclerotiniaceae. Gene Ontology annotation, molecular function: small ribosomal subunit rRNA binding; structural constituent of ribosome. Gene Ontology annotation, biological process: mitochondrial translation. Bases 1 to 654 code for a protein of 217 amino acids. Gene Ontology annotation, cellular component: mitochondrial small ribosomal subunit; ribosome.